This is a messenger RNA of Vicugna pacos (alpaca), 2656 nucleotides long. It is a transcript of the gene MMEL1, whose product is annotated as membrane metalloendopeptidase like 1. Gene Ontology annotation, biological process: protein processing. The record is from RefSeq and is a predicted model, not a curated record. Gene Ontology annotation, molecular function: metalloendopeptidase activity. NCBI's taxonomy places the organism in Eukaryota, Metazoa, Chordata, Mammalia, Artiodactyla, Camelidae. Gene Ontology annotation, cellular component: plasma membrane.
AUGGGAAAGCCUGAGAGCCCCGUGGGGACGGUGGAGCUCGCUGGCCGGUCGGGGCCGAAGCACCGAGGCUUCCUGGAGUGGGGGCUGUUUCUGCUCCUGCUCCUGGUGACAGGCGCCCUGGUGACCCUGGGCCUCCUCUACGCCAACAGCAGAGGGAAGCAGCUGCCACUCUUUACUAGCCGGCUUUGCUUCUCAAAGGAAAAGAAGACCAUUAUAAAACGAGCAUCCAGAGACAUCCAAACCCGCAAGGAGGUGGCUGAAGUCUGCACCACCCCUGGCUGCGUGAUGGCAGCUGCCAGAAUCCUCCAGAACAUGGACCCAUCCAAGGAACCGUGCAACGACUUCUACCAGUACGCGUGUGGAGGCUGGCUGCAGCGCCACGUGAUCCCCGAGACCAACUCACGAUACAGCAUUGACAUCCUCCGAGACGAGCUGGAGAUCAUCCUCAAAGGGGUGCUGGAGAAUCCCGCCUCCGAGGACCGGCCAGCCGUGCAGAAGGCCAAGACGCUGUACCGCUCCUGCGUGAACGAGAGUGUGAUAGAGAAGCGAGACUCGCAGCCCCUGCUGGACAUCUUAGAGGCGGUGGGAGGCUGGCCGGUGGCCAUGGACAAGUGGAACGAGAGCAUAGGCCCCAGGUGGGAGCUGGAGCAGCAGCUGGCCGUGAUGAACGCGCAGUUCAACAAGCGUGUGCUCAUUGACCUCUUCAUCUGGAACGAUGACCAGAACUCCAGCCAGCACAUCAUCUACAUAGACCAGCCCACCCUGGGCAUGCCGUCCCGAGAAUACUACUUCGACGACGGCAACAACCAGAAGGUCCGGGAAGCCUACCUGCAGCUCAUGGUGUCGGUGGCCACAAUGCUGCGGGCAGACCUGAAUCUUCCUACAAACAGCUACCUGGUGCGGAAGGACAUGGCGCACGUGCUGGAGCUGGAGACGCAUCUGGCCAACGCCACAGCCCCCCAGGAGGAGCGGCAUGAUGUCACCACCCUGUACUGCAAGAUGGACCUGGAGGAGCUCCAGGGCAAGUUCAGUCUGAAGGGAUUUAACUGGACCCUCUUCAUUCAGUCUGUGCUAUCCCAUGUCAACAUUGAGCUGCUGCCCAAUGAAGAGGUGGUGGUCUAUGGCGCCCCCUACCUUCAGAACCUGGAAGACAUCAUUGACAUCUACUCAGCCAGGACCAUGCAGAACUACCUGGUCUGGCGCCUGGUGCUGGACCGCAUCAGCAGCCUGAGCCAGCGAUUCAAGGACGCACGUGCCAACUACCGCAAGGCGCUGUACGGCACGACGGUGGAGGAGGUGCGCUGGCGGGAGUGCGUCAACUAUGUCAACAGCAACAUGGAGAGCGCCGUGGGCUCGCUCUACGUGCGGGAGGCCUUCCCCGAGGACAGCAAGCGCGCCGUCAGAGAGCUCGUCAACAAGAUGCGGGCAGUGUUCCUGGAGACCCUGGACGAGCUGAGCUGGAUGGACGAGUCAUCCAAGAAGAAAGCCAAGGAGAAGGCCAUGAGCAUCCGGGAGCAGAUUGGGUACCCCGACUACAUCCUGGAGGAGAAGAACAAACACCUGGAUGAGGAGUAUUCCAAACUGAACUUCUCAGAGGACCUGUACUUUGAGAACGGUCUGCAGAACCUCAAGGCCGGCGCCCAGCGAAGCCUUAAGAAACUUCGGGAAAAGGUGGACCAGAACGUCUGGAUCAUCGGAGCUGCCGUGGUUAACGCCUUCUACUCCCCAAACCGAAACCAGAUUGUGUUUCCCGCCGGCAUCCUCCAGCCCCCUUUCUUCAGCAAGGAGCAGCCACAGGCCUUGAACUUCGGGGGCAUUGGGAUGGUGAUCGGGCACGAGAUCAUCCACGGCUUUGACGACAACGGCCGGAACUUCGACAAGGACGGCAACAUGCUGGACUGGUGGAGCAACUUCUCUGCCCAGCACUUCCAGCAGCAGUCGGAGUGCAUGGUCCACCAGUACGGGAACUACUCCUGGGAUGUGGCUGAAGAUCAAAACGUGAAUGGCUUCAGCACGCUCGGGGAGAACAUCGCCGACAACGGAGGGCUGCGGCAGGCCUACAAGGCUUACCUGAAGUGGAUGGCAGAGGGUGGCAAGGAUCGGCAGCUGCCGGGACUGGAGCUGACUUACACCCAGCUGUUCUUCGUCAGCUAUGCCCAGGUGUGGUGCGGGUCCUACCGGCCAGAGUUCGCUGUCCAGUCCAUCAAGACUGACGUCCACAGCCCCCUGAAGUACAGGGUGCUGGGCUCGCUGCAAAACCUGGCCGCGUUCGCGGAUGCGUUCCACUGUGCCCCGGGCACCCCCAUGCACCCGAAAGUGCGAUGCCGCAUCUGGUAGCCAAGGCCGAGCCGCGCUGUGCGGCCCAUGCCCACCCACCACCAGGAGGCGACUGGUCCUCGCGGAGACAGCGCAGCUGGUGGGGACCCGGCGUGCGCCCCGCGCCCAGUGGCUGACCCGCACCACUCCCUGCCUCCGCGCCCGGCCUGGAGUGCAGCCACCGCCCUGGACCAUUGGGGGUGACCAUCAGGAUAAGCGCAGCCCAGCCCAGCGCCCCCUCCGCCGCCCACCGCAGCCCCGUAGACAUGGUUAUCAGUCUUCCGCCCGCUCUCCAAAGCUCAUCCUCUUCAGUUGUCCACAAGCUUCAGAUUUGAGCUAA